Molecule: messenger RNA, 441 nt
Organism: Perkinsus marinus ATCC 50983
Lineage: Eukaryota; Perkinsozoa; Perkinsida; Perkinsidae
Product: prenyl transferase, putative
Exons: 4
Coding region: 1-441 (146 amino acids)
Biological process (GO): ubiquinone biosynthetic process; isoprenoid biosynthetic process
Cellular component (GO): transferase complex
Molecular function (GO): prenyltransferase activity
Source: RefSeq, a predicted model, not a curated record
AUGGAAUGUGUGGCGAUCCUUGCUGAUCUUCCUCCAGCCCUCGUAUCAGCAUGCUACCUUUUCGGAGUCCACUUCGGUCUGGAAUUCCAAAUCCGAGACGAUAUGCUCGAUGUCGAGAUGGACGUUGAAGGCAGCUCAGGAAGUCUCGGGAAACCAAAAGGAACAGACUUGCUCAACGGUCAAGCAACAGCACCGUUCCUUUUCGCAUGUGACGACGAUCCGUCCUUGUUACCCUUGGUGGAGCGCGGGUUUAAGGGGAAGGGAGAUGCAGAGAUGGCCUUAGAGGCAUUGCAGAGAAAUGGGAAAGCAUUACAACGAGCGAAACUGCUCGUGGGAUAUCACGCUUCUAAAGCGAUAGGCUGCUUACUCCAACUUCCCGACUGUGAUGCUCGACAAGCGUUGAUUGAUCUUACUAGCAGCUACGCUGCCCGUACUUCGUAG